Molecule: messenger RNA, 10501 nt
Organism: Varanus komodoensis (Komodo dragon)
Lineage: Eukaryota; Metazoa; Chordata; Lepidosauria; Squamata; Varanidae
Gene: AAK1
Product: AP2 associated kinase 1
Exons: 22
Coding region: 325-4080 (1251 amino acids)
Biological process (GO): protein phosphorylation
Molecular function (GO): ATP binding; protein kinase activity
Source: RefSeq, a predicted model, not a curated record
CUGGAAGCUCGUCGGCGCCCGGCCGGCGCCGCCGCCUCCACCGCCGCCUUGUAGCGAUGCCGCUGGGCCGGCGCGGCGCCCGCAGCAGAAGCGGCGGGGGCAGCAGAGCAGCCAGGCCAGGCCCGAGUCGUCCCCAGCCCGGAGAAGGGAGCGCGAGGGGAAGCGCUUGACCUCUGCGGGGAGCGCCUCUGCGCGGCGUUAACCUGCCCUCGCCCCGGGCGAAGCGCUGCCUUUCCCCCGGGCGGGCUCUAUGCGCGCGUGCGUCGGGCGGAGCGACCCGCUUGAUUAGCCGAACCGGAGCGCGGGGCGCCCGCCUGCGGAGCGAUGAAGAAGUUCUUCGACUCUCGGCGAGAGCUGGGCGGUUCUGGUGCCGGUUCGGGAACGCUCGGAGGCGGCGGCGGCAGCACCGGGCCCGGGAGCGGAUACAUCGGCCGGGUUUUCAACAUUGGGCGGCACCAGGUGACUGUCGAUGAAGUCCUGGCGGAAGGUGGCUUUGCUAUUGUGUUUCUGGUGAGGACCAGCAACGGGGUGAAGUGUGCCCUCAAGCGCAUGUAUGUCAACAAUGAACACGACCUGCAAGUCUGCAAACGGGAGAUUCAGAUCAUGAGGGAUCUUGUGGGCCACAAGAACAUUGUCGGAUACAUCGACUCCAGUAUAAACUCUGUGAGCAGCGGGGACGUAUGGGAGGUCCUCAUCCUGAUGGAUUUUUGCCGAGGAGGCCAGGUGGUGAACCUGAUGAACCAGCGCCUGCAGACAGGAUUCACCGAAAGCGAGGUCCUGCAGAUCUUCUGCGACACCUGCGAAGCUGUGGCCAGGCUCCACCAGUGCAAGCUGCCCAUCAUCCACAGGGACCUGAAGGUGGAGAAUAUCCUGCUGCACGACCGUGGCCAUUACGUCCUGUGCGACUUCGGAAGCGCCACGAACAAAUUCCAGAAUCCACAGCUCGAGGGAGUGAAUGCGGUGGAAGAGGAGAUCAAGAAAUACACCACACUUUCCUACAGAGCCCCCGAGAUGGUCAACCUGUAUAGCGGGAAGCUGAUUACUACGAAAGCUGAUAUCUGGGCCAUGGGGUGUUUGCUGUACAAACUCUGCUACUUCACUUUACCGUUUGGGGAGAGCCAGGUGGCCAUUUGCGAUGGGAACUUCACCAUUCCCGACAACUCGCGCUACUCCCAGGACAUGCACUGCCUCAUCCGAUACAUGCUGGAACCAGAUCCAGACAAGAGGCCCGAAAUCUACCAGGUCUCCCAUUUUGCAUUCAAGCUCACGAAGAGGGAGUGUCCAGUCCAGAACAUUCAGAAUUCUCCCCUCCCUGCCAAACUUCCAGAGCCAGUGAAAGCUAGCGAAGCUGCGGCUAAGAAGAGCCAGCCGAAAGCCAGGCUGACGGAUCCUGUUCCCACAACGGAAACAUCCAUCACUCCACGCCAAAGACCGAAAGCCGGGCAGACGCAAACUAACCCGGGAAUCCUGCCUAUUCAACCUGCACUGACUCCUCGAAAGAGACCGACGGUGCCAGCGAAUGUUCAGGCCCAGGCGGCAGCUCCGGUGCCCCUGCCCGGCGGCCAGCCCUCCCUGCCCGCGAGUCUCCCACAGCCAAAGGCUCUGCCUCAGCAGACUCCACCGCUCCCGCAAGUGCAGCCCAAGCUGCAGCCCGACCCAGCGCAGCCCCCGGCCCCCGCGGCACAGCCCCCGGCCCCCGCGGCACAGCCCCCGGCCACCCCGCAGCACCAGCUCUUCCUGAAGCAGCAGCAGCAGCAGCAGGCGGCAGCCCUGCCCGCGGCCUUUUAUCAGCCGCUUCCGCCAGGGCAAGUCCCACAGCCGCCGGCGGUGCAGUCCCUGGGGAAGGCACCCUUCCCAGCGGCGCAACAGGGAGCAGCGGCGCCCGCCACGCAGCCCUCAGCGGCACCGCCGAACUUCAUGCAGCAGCUGUUGGUGCAGAAAGCAGCCUCCGGGCAGCAGAAGCUCCCCGUCCCGACUGCACCCCAGCCGCAGGCAGCCCCCGUACAGGAGCACCCGCAAGCACCUCCACGGCAGCAAAAGGUUUCCCCGAACCCUCCCUCAGCAGUUCAGGGGCAGAAGAUGGGCUCGCUCACCCCCCCGUCCUCCCCCAAGGCCCAGCGGGGCGGCCAUCGGAGGAUCCUGAGCGAUGUGACGCACAGCACGGUCUUCGGCGUCCCGGCCAGCAAGUCCACGCAGCUCCUGCAGGCGGCUGCCGCUGAGGCCAGCCUCAACAAAUCCAAGUCUGCCUCUACGACACCCUCCGGGUCGCCUAGGACCUCGCAGCAGAACGUCUACAACCCGCCCGAGGCUUCCACAUGGAACCCAUUUGAUGACGACAACUUCUCCAAGCUGACGGCCGAAGAGCUGCUCAACAAGGAUUUCGCGAAGCUGAGUGACGGUAAACCUCCUGAGAAGCUUGGAAGUUCAGAGAAUCUGAUCCCAGGUUUUCAGGCAGCACCUUCUGCAGCACAGGCAGAUGCGUUCGGAUCGCCUUCCCUUGCGCCGGUGCCAGCUGAAAAAACAAAAGAUAUCCUGGACUCCAGCCCUCCACAUCUGGCUGUUCCUGAUCCUUUCAUUCCUCUUCCACUGUCAGAUACACCAGAAAAACUGAUUGAGGGCCUCAGAUCUCCUGAGCCUGCACUUCUGCUCCCUGAUAUCCUGCCGCUUGCCGACCCCUUCGGUAGCACCUCUGACGCUGUGAAUGGAAAAGCCGACCUGACGGCCGAGAGCCUCAUCCCAGGCCUCGAGGCUCCUGUGGCGCAGCGUGUGUCCUCACAGACUGCGGAGUCCGGGGCCGCAAGCAGAACAGAUUCUUUUACUGGGGAGGACUCCCUGCUAGACUGCUCUCUUCUUUCUAACCCUGCUGCCGACCUUCUGGAUGAGUUUGCUCCUUUAGCCAUUUCGUCCCAACCUCACAAAGAAGAUACUAACCUGAUAUCGGGCUUUGAUGUCCCUGAGGGCUCUGAAAAAGUGGCAGAAGAUGAGUUUGACCCCAUCCCUGUGUUGAUAUCCAAAAAUUCACAAGGUCUGCAGGGAGACGCAACGGGGUACUUGGCCGUCAAUGCUCAGCAGGGGCGAGGAGGACCACCGGCGCUGGGCUGCUUCCCGCCAGACCAGCAGCAGCAGGGAGACCCCGACUGUCUGGCGAGGGACGGUCCCUCCAGCAACAGCUCCUUCCACAGCAGCGAGGGGGAAGGGACAGACCACGAGGGAGACAUCCUGGACUGCAGUGGAUCCAGGCCGCUGCUGCUGGACUCCGAAGAGGAAGAGGAGGCUUGCAGGAUGAACCUGCAGCUUCAGGAAAGGGGCAGGGCCUCCCACGAAGGCUUGGCUCCUCAGCUGCCCCCGAGUGGUCCCCAGCCGCCACCUGGGGAAACCCUGGACGAGAGAGACGUCUUCGCCACGGCCCCUUUCCGAAGUUCCAGACCCCUCUGUGACGACUUGGACAUCUUCGCCAAAGCACCCUUCCUCUCCAGGAGUCCUGGGUGUGCCAAGCAGCUGGAUGAGGGCGACGUGUUCCUUCGCGCUCCGUUCACUAAAAGGAAGAGCCAGGAGGAGCUGGCGUCCUGCACGGCGCUCAGGGACUCUCCUGCCACGGUGGCCUGCCUUGCCCAGCAUGCGUGCGGCCCUGUGUUCCAGAGCCAGGCGGCAGCCAGGCCCGGCCCCUGGCUCCCUCAGGCCCAGCACUCCGUGGCUCCCUUGGGGCAGCCGCCCGGCGUUCCCCCGGGUUCCGAAAGGGCACACGAAGGCCCAGGUGCUGCUCUCCCCAAAGAUGCCCUGGGAGAGCUGGGUGGCAUCGCGGUGGACCCCCUCCAGGGACACGCACGGGGUCCGAAGGCCGGCAAGCCUUUCCGCCUGCAGGCGUUAGCGAGAUACUCGCGGCACUACAGCCCGGAAGCUGCUCUGCGCGACUCUGCCCAGCCGAUCGCGGCUUACAAGGUGGUGUCGCAGACCAACAAGCAAGCCAUCGCCGGGUCGGUGUCCAUCGCCUCUCUUUCCUCCAGAACUAAAGAGCUGCCUGGUUCUGACCCAUUUGCUUCUGCACCCUUUCCUUCCAAACUGGGAAGGCAGAAGCCAUAAAUGGUGUGACAGGGUAUUAUGGGUUUGCAUAUACUGCUCUUUUAGAGAACUUAGAAGUCAUUAGAUGGAAUACACUCCUAUAUAUAUAUAAUGUCAAAACUCCAGUUGCUGUGAUACUCACUUUAUUCACCUGGCGUUGUUGGGUUUGGGCUUUGAACUGCAAGACAAUGGAAGUUUUCUCAUGGCACUGCAUAGAUCCUGGCCUCCCACACUCCUGUGUCCUCCCUACUGGGGGGAUAAUUAUUUAAACCAGUAGUUACAAGGUGAAUAUAUUGGAUAUAACUAAUUACCUCGUGAUAUUAGCAUCCACUAAGGAUUAAAAGAGUAUAUCAACACUACAAGAAUGUUCCAGGAAAAAACGGUACCCAGCUAGAAGAUAAUUUAAUUUUUCCAACCAGGAGGGAUGCUGUAAGAGAGGAUUAAGUCAACUUUUCUAGUUGCUAAUGACCCUUGCCUUCGAUGCCAUAACCACCCACUUGAAACAGAAGCCUUGUUCUGCAGCGUGUCUGCUGUUGCUGGAAUUUGGUUUUCUUUAACCCAAAAUCCAUUGGAAGAACGGCACCCUGACUGACUUGAGUUACAGUGCUGUGCAUGCUUGCCUGAAGAGAAGACAGAGGACCUGGUACUGGGCACUUCCAGAGGGAUUUUCGGGGAGAUGAUUACGGAAAAGCAGUGAACUUGAGAACCUCGGCAGUGGAAGGGAGGGCCUGGCAUGGCAACCCUUGGCUGGCCUUUUGCCUGUGCGUCAGCUUGGAACCUAGAAGAGGUUAGUCGAAAAAGACCUCAAGGUGACCUCCUCACUGGGCCGGCCAAGAUGACAUCCCUGCUCAGUGCAGUGUUGCAGUGUCUUGCUUUCACUGCCUGUCCAUCCUUUCCCCACUGACUUGGUGCCCGAGGGCUCCCUGUACGUCUGCCCCAGGGCCCCCAUGACCUGCAGGUAGCUCUGGAGGAGGGUUCUGGGGUGCUCAAGAGUUACCCAAACUGGUUGCCACCCAGCCUCUUGGUCCCCCCGUGGUCCCAGGUGGAAUGCGGGUGCCCUGGACAUGUCCACUGAUCCUGCCUCGUGGCUGUAAGUGGUCUUUCAGCAGAAUUUGUCCAGCACCACUAUUACUAUUCUUAUUCCCUGCCAGAAGGAGCAGAGGAAGGGGCCUUCUGCUGAGCGAGAGGGACCAUCCCGCUCAAUCCGGCCAGCAUGGAGAGGAAGCCCAUGCAGGCCAGCCAGCGGAUCCUGGGUACCCAACCUGGGGCCACCUCUGUGCAAAGCAUUCCAAAGAAUACCGGGCUCUGUGGAACACGGCUUGCAAGCCGCCAAGAACCCCGUCCAUCUGCUGUCGCUGUCCCUGCCUGCCCUGUGCCCCCUGCGGUGCAUUCCUGGAGGGGAAGGGGGGCCUACCUCAGGCUCCUGCCCCUGCCCGCCAGGCUCAUGUGCUCACAGCCUGCUCCCAGUACCUGCACAUCAGGUGCACACUCUGGCAGGAGGCACACCCAGCCUGCCUUUCCGGAGCUGCAGCGCCUGUGCUCCAAAGGGGUCUGCAAGGCCAGUGAGCGUGUGGACCUUCAGGUCAGAGCAGCAAGUGGCGUUCCCCCCUCCACGGGUGUGUGGCGUACCCAAGGCGGGAAGGGAUGGGGGAAAGGGGGGGGGUCAGCCUCCUGCAGUCUGGUGCCCUCCAGAACUACAGCCCCCACCACUGAUCAGUGAUGAUGGGAGUUGGAGUCCAAGCUGUCUGAAGGCCACCAGAUUGGAGAAGACUGCUACAGGGCAUUCACAGGUUGUGUUCUGUACACACCUGAACUAAUGAACCAAACUUCUCGUGCAGUUUUCUUCAUGGUAUGUUUGGAGUUGAGUGUUCAGCAAGCCCUUAUUUUCGUUGUGUAUAUGUGGGGGAAAGAGCUUUGUGUCCAUAGUGGUUAUUUUUUUUAAAGAAGGCAUGCCAUAUCUCAUGCUGUGAUCAAGAGAUAGCCGUGGUGCAUGUGAUUCUGAUCUUAAUCCUGCUGAACUCAGCAUGUUUUGACGGCUUUUGGUAGCUGUGGACCUCUUUCUACAAAAGCAUCAACUGACAAACGAUACACUCGGAAGUGUUCCUCGCCUGCUGUUUAACCAAGGACAAUCUUGACAGACAAUCCCAAAACCUGAUGCUUCGCAGAACUGACUUGUGAAGAAUCCUUGUGGAAUGUAGAAACUGAAGGCAAAUCGAUGCCCGACUGUCAAUGUUACGCACUGUGCCUUUUUGCCUGGGUUGAGGGGCAGAGCAGAGGGAGAAGGCGUCAUUACACCGUUACCAGCUCAAAGUGGCCAGGUUCAGACAUUCAGAAGCAUCCUGCUAGCUAUGUUUCCUGAACACUCCUGUCCGACUGAACAAGGUGCAGCUGUAUCUCUGUGAGUCCAGAGUGAAUUUAGGGGUCUGAUCCGUGGAACACAAUCCUGCGCAGUCCAGGGAAUGAAGUAAAUGGUUGACUGCAUAGGAGAAUGGAGGCCUUGCAUGACCCUCAUCCAUUUUAAAGGGGUUUGUGCAGGAGAAUAUUGUAACGGGUUGUGCCUGGUGUCACUCCAUCGGAGAAGAAAGUUCCUUUAGCUUUUCUCCUCCAGGCACCAAAACAUCUCGGGCAAGGUCUGGCUGUGCAUACCAAUCAUCUUUUUCUUCAGAUUUUUUAUGGUAUCCUGGUGUGUUACAUGCUGGAUGGGAGUGGGGUCUAAUCGCAGGAGCUCUCGGGGUGACCCUCUCCCGUGAAAAGCCUGCCUCAAAGCUCCCCGGCUUUGAAAGGGGCCCUGCUGUAUUAGAACUCUCUUUCAGCGGUACUUUCAAAGGAACUCUUAGCACUUUGUCACCACAAACAAGCAUUCAGAGGGUGGCUUGAGACAGAGGAAAGAGGACUGAGAGUUUUGCGGAGACUAUUUUUUAAAAGUUGUAAAAUGGAUAUGCAUUCAUUGUAGUUUGGGAGUGAUUGCACUUUUAACAUGGCAGUCAAAAGCCUUUCUCGGUCAAGAUUGUAAACAGGAACCAAAGCAAAUUCAGCUCCCUGGGAAAGAUAGAAUUGUAGCUUGCUAAACUUUUGAGUACAGGAGAGGAAUGUCUGCUCCAAGCGGGCAUUCGCAAGGCCUCCCCCGUGAGUCUGCGUUGGGCCCUAGGAACUGCCUCUUCUAUAGCAGCAGCAUUAGGCUGGUGAAGUGCCUCUGAGCAUGUGUAAAAGGUCCUUUGCACAAGCUGCCAUGCUUCUUGCUUCCAUGGUCAGGGCUUAGGGUUUCCUGGAAAGCAUGAGCUCUGGAUAGCCCUCCUUUUAUGAAUUAAAGCAUGGCUUUUGCCAUUCACUGCUGUCAAUGCAAUCCUGGCUUGUAAAGAAUGAGGACUGGUGGCAAGUUUGGCCAAGAGACACGGUGAGCCCCAUCCACACGGUCUUGGCUGCACCUUCCUCCUCUCCAACCUCCUCUCCAACAGGUGUUGGUGCUUUUCCUGAUUUUUGUCCAUUUAAUGUUUAAAGCCAGCUUUUGCUGUAGAAGUUUGUACAGCCAAAAAUGGCCUGUAGGAAGAAACAAAGAGGAAUCCGGUGCAGUUUGGUAAUAGUGGCAUCUCCUGGGUUGGACAGGAGAGAAUCCUUCUAAGCACAUGCAUAUGCAAAGUUUGGCACCUCCAUUGUUGCAAGAUGGAGCUGAAAGACCAUCUUUAUGGGGGGGUGGUCUUUAAUUAUGCUUGAGGACUAUCUUCUGUGUUGGACAGGUUUUUCUUUGCAGAGCAAAAUCUUUAGGAAGCACAGUAUGAGAUGUUCUCUUUGAGAUGUUUUUCCACCCCAUUAAUUUGAAAACGUACUGUGUGACCUUUGGAGUUUCCGAAGUAUUUUGUCAGCAUGCUCUGUUUGAAAAAAUAGGAAUGGGGAAGAAUUCAUGUUUGCACUGUUGUACUUCUCAAGUAAAAUUAAGAGACAGAAUAUGGUGGCAGCCCGCCAGCUUUGAACUCUCAGCUCGUGAAGUGCGUAUCCCAUGGAGGCUUGACCACAUCAGCGCAUUAGUGAAAUCCACGGGAAUUUUCUUUUUCUAACCCAGUGGCAAACCACAUGCGCUGGCCCAAUUCUGGCCCUGUGGGUGGCAGCCAUGGCACUGCUGCAGUCCACCCCGAGCGCGCUUCAAUCAUGUCACCCCACCCAGGUAUAUAUCUGCAAUGAUCAGAUAAAUGGAGCAUGCAAUUGGCGUUUGGUACUCCAGAGCUGUACAGACGGCGGCGAUCCAAACCUCGGCGGCUCCAGCGCUCAUAGGGAUGAAGGGCCGCCGUUCCCCUCAUGAUCUGAGAAUGCACUGACACAGUCCUUGAAAAGCCGACGCGGUUGCCAUGCGCUGCAUUCUUCCCAUGUUUCCGGGAAGCGGUUCAGUCAAUCUGAGGACCGACAUAUAGGCAUAACAUUUCCACCUAAUAUAUCAUUGUCUUGGAGCAUGGAAUUAGAGCUGGAACCAAAUAGUGAUAUGGAAAUAUACCACAGUCCGUCCAUUUUUCCUUCCUUCCUGGCAUAAUAAAGAUUCCAUGAUUUCUCCUGCUCUGUUUUGUAGAAGUGGCAGGUUUAGACACUCUAUAAUUCAGUGAGCUCGGGGGAUCGUGCUCUCGCUUGUGCAGCUUCACGCUGCUACAGGCGUCCAGGAAGAAUUGCACAAGGGCUUCCCAGCAGGUGCAGGCGCAGCCGCAGCAUGGGGGUUGCAUGGUGUGUGCGUUGUGUCUGAACCCUGCGUCCCUCAUCCCCAGCACUGCUGUUGUCACAGGGAAUGCGGACAACUCGGAGCGUCUGGCGUGCCGGUCCACCUUGGCCCCCUUUCCACAGGCCGAUGUGUUCAGACUCGUCCAGUGGCGUGCUGCCGAGGAUAGCAACUGGUAUCUUGGGUUGGGCCGUCAUUCAAGGGAUGGUGCCUUUGGUCACCUCCUCCCCUUUCGCUCUUUCCCUUCCUCCAGUGGAAGAGACCAGCCCCAGGAAGGCCUGCGGCAUGCUCCUGAACGGCUGUCGCAUCGCACCCCAGUUCAGCAUCUCCUGCAAAGCCCAGUUUGUGCCUGGCUGGGAGGUGGCGAGUGUCUCGCGGAACGCUGUCCUUGCUGUGAACCUCGAGAAUCUCAAGAACGAGAAUUGCCCACUUUGGGAGUCAUGCCCAGAAGACGAUAGGGAAACAUUGUUUUCCUUUGCAGUACACGUGUAUUAUGUUUUUGCCAAGUGUUUGGUCUUUCCCCCUUUCCCGACUUUUCUUGAGACAUCAGUGGUCCACAUCAGGUGCUCAGCUUGGGUAGCCUCAGCUGCAAUACUUGCAGCCCAACGCAGUAUUUACAUGUUCUAAUUUAGGCAGGUCCUUGGUGUUGGGCUGCUUCUCUCGUCUCGUCUCGCCUGAGAAAGCCAGCAAAAUGCUUUCAAGCGCUUUAGAUAAGCAGCUCCUCCUAAUGAGUUCAGAUGAAGAUUUGUCUUGGCACCUGCCUUAUCCACAGGUGCAGAGGGGGGUAUUGUUCACAGGCAGGAAGUUGACUGAGAGAUUAUUUAUAUAGCCCCGUAGGACCCUGGGAUUUUAAGUCUUGGGUGCAAAAGUAUUUUGGCCCAGCACAAACUUAGAGCUGGACCACAGCGGCUUCAGCUGUAUACUGGCUGGUGGAGACCAGAGGAGCACGGCUCGUCUCCAGGCCGUCAGCUUCACAAACAUCUUCCGAACUGGACUGUCGCUUCCCCCCACGGCUCUUCCCCAGCACUCCCUCACGAUUCCUGUCUCUCUGCCCGAGCCGAGAUCUUGCGGUUGCAGGUUUACAUUCAGGGUACAUGUAACACCACAGGCUGUGCUGAAGUAGUGAAUAGAUUCGUGGGGAUUCAGCUCCCACCAAAGAACUCUCAUGCUGGAUUCUGUCCCCUCCCGUCUUAUUUUUGGUGGUUUACAAUCAAGGUCUCUAUUGGAGUUUGCUUUGAUUUUGUCGUCUGCCUUGCGUUUGUGUGAACAGGGGACUAUUUUGGCCAUUGUGAUGACUUCUCGGCACGACGGCCAUUUUUUAAGGGAUUGUUUCUUGUGGGGAAAGGGGCGAUGAUGGUACCUGAGCACUUACACCAGAGGUAUGAAUGGGGGAAGGACAUGCUGCCACACAGAUCAUAAAGAUCGUUGUGGCACACAGAAAAGGCAGCUCGCUUUGUCUCUGGCAGCUUGAGAAGAGCAUGUGAGUGGGUUGCGUUUGUUGCUUUUUUGUUUCUUGCCUGUUCAUGUGGGAUUGUCUUUGUGUAGAACACGAGCCAUGAGUUUGUAAGACCAGUGAUUUUUCUCCAAGCUCUCUUUGAUACAGGCAGAACUUCUCAAUGCUGGAAAUACCUCUCUGAUGUGCUAAGCUGCUUGGAGUCUGUCUGGAAUAUUGUUUCACUCUGGUUGCCCUAGUCUUUUAUGAAGAAAUGUAUUGUAUGCUUUAUUAAAAACUAUCUGAUUCAAGGA